This is a messenger RNA of Thunnus maccoyii (southern bluefin tuna), 2843 nucleotides long. It is a transcript of the gene ggt5a, whose product is annotated as gamma-glutamyltransferase 5a. Bases 414 to 2276 code for a protein of 620 amino acids. The record is from RefSeq and is a predicted model, not a curated record. Gene Ontology annotation, biological process: inflammatory response; leukotriene D4 biosynthetic process; glutathione catabolic process. The transcript is spliced from 12 exons. Lineage: Eukaryota; Metazoa; Chordata; Actinopteri; Scombriformes; Scombridae. Gene Ontology annotation, cellular component: plasma membrane. Gene Ontology annotation, molecular function: leukotriene-C(4) hydrolase activity; glutathione gamma-glutamate hydrolase.
UUUAAAUCUUGCUUCGUAGUACAGGUCUCAGUUAUAAAACGCUCAUUUUAAUUGAGUUAUCUGGAAUUUUUCUGAAUAAAACGAAUUCCCCUCAAAUCUAGAACAUGGAAAUGAUAGAGCCUCUUCCAGCAAGGAUAUCCAGAUAGUUCAGUACAUUUCUGUAACACACUCCUGAAAAUACUGAUAACUCUUUAGUUGUGUGCAUUUGUUAGAAGAUUCAAUGACCUGCCACCAAGGGUGAUACAAACAUGUUCAAGCACGUUUUGUUUUUCUUUGUUUGAAACUUCAUCCUUUGUAAGUUUCUGAUUAGUGUGUAUCUGCCAUCUGUUACUCGGGGAGUUUUGUUCCAUCACCCCGCUGUGUAAGUCACAUAGCGGUAAGUUUGCAUCCUGUUUCCAGGUAAAACUUCAGGCAUGGCUCGACAGCUGUGUCACAACUUCCUUCCCCUUCGCUUGGGUUUCAGGCGGAGGUGGAGCCAGACUUUCCAGCGUACGCCCCUUCUGAUGGGGGCAACUGGGCUCCCAGUUAUCCACUCAGUCAACUUAUGCAGUUGCAGAAGAGAUAACCUCAGACAAAAGUUUAAUGAUCCCCGCUUAGGUCUCUCGGUAAUAUCAGCCAUGGCGAGGUCAAAGGCGAAGGUGUAUACUUGUUGCGCACUGAUGCUGCUCUGUGUGGUUGCCAUAAUUGUGUGUAUUGCUGUACUUGUGAGGCGCAAAUGUCCAGAUGGCACUUUCUCGAGCGCUGCAGUGGCCGCAGACUCUGGGAAAUGUUCAGAGAUUGGACGGAACAUCCUUCAGAAAGGGGGAUCGGCGGUAGAUGGCGCCAUUGCUGCGCUGCUUUGCACCUCGGUCAUGAACCCGCAGAGUAUGGGGAUCGGAGGGGGGUCCAUAUUCACAGUGAUGGACAGCUCUGGUAAAGUCAAAAUCAUCAACUCCAGAGAGACUGUACCUGGGAAGUUUAAAUCUGACCUGCUGAAGUCAUGUCCCAAGACCUUCCAGCUGGUGUCAGGUCCCCAAUGGAUUGGAGUCCCGGGGGAAAUUCGAGGUUAUCAAGAGGCACACCAUCUUUACGGGAAGUUGCCCUGGGCCGAUCUCUUCAAGCCGACCAUCCAGCUGGCCAGAGACGGGUUCCCUAUACCUCCAAUCCAAGGCCGAUACAUCCCGUACAUUGAUACAAACCAGACUCAGUCACUGCGUAAGUUGUAUUCAGAUAAGGACGGGAACUUGCUGAAGACUGGUGAUAUUGUGAAAUUUGAAAAACUAGCCGACACGUUGCAGAUGAUUGCAAAUGAUGGGGCAGAUGUUUUCUACACUGGGAAAAUAGCAGAUGAUUUAAUCCGUGACAUACAGGAGGCAGGAGGAAGACUCACGGCGCAGGACUUGGCAUCGUACAAAGCUACAGUGACGGAUGCGUGGGCUGUUCCGUUGGGAGAGUACCAGAUGUACAUACCCCCACCCCCUGCAGGAGGCAUCAUCCUCAGCCUCAUCCUUAACAUCAUGAAAGGAUACGGCCUGAAUUCAACAUCUCUGACAGGUGAAGAAAAGACGCUGACUUAUCACCGCUAUGUUGAAGCCUUUAAAUUUGCAAAUGGAUUAAAGAAACACAUCCGAGAUCCUCAGUUCAGCUCAGAAGAAAUGGUAAAGAAUUUCAAAGAGGAAAGCUUUGCCAAACACAUCAGGAGCUUGAUCAGCAAUGACAAGACUCAUGAUCCCCAGUAUUACAACAUCACCUCGUACCUGGACAGCAUGGGCACCACGCAUCUGUCUGUGCUGGCUGAGGAUGGAUCUGCUGUGUCUGUCACCAGCACCAUCAACCACAUAUUUGGCUCAAAAGUCUUCUCUCCAAACACCGGAGUCAUCCUCAACAAUGAGCUGUCUGACUUCUGUGGGAGAGCUGAUAGCAUCUAUCCUGGGGAGCAGCCUCCCUCCUCCAUGGCUCCCGCUGUGCUGAAGUCUCAGACGAAGAUGUUGGUGAUUGGAUCGACUGGUGGGAGUAUGAUCACGACUGGGAUGGCCUCGGCGCUCAUGAACCAUCUUUGGUUUGGGAAGAGCCUUAAGGAGGCAAUUGCUUCUCCGGUUGUUUAUGUCGACUCUGAAAAUACACUGAAAUUUGAACCUAAAUUUGAUGAGAAUGUAAUCGAGGCUCUGAAAGCUCUGGGACACAACCAUGGAACUGCAAAGAAUUUCUACAACGUGGUCAACGCUGUGGAGAAGGAGGACGGCUGUAUCUGUGCUGUGUCUGAUGCCAGGAAACUGGGCCAACCAGCUGGAUACUGAGACCAGGAUUCAGUGACAUUGGUUACACAGGAUGGCCUGAAGGCUACUGAGACCUUCCUGCAACCAGAACACCAGAAAACCUGCAACCGAUGGUGUUUGUCCUGCUGGAAAAUCAUUGGACAAGACGCUUAAUAACAGGCUUCUUCAGCUGGACACGUGUAGCGGUUAAACGCGUGGCCUCUGAACAGAACUGCCUGUAACGGUGACAUGAUGGAUUUUACUGUUCAAGAAGAAACACUAUUGUUAUCUGUGACUGUAUCUGACCUCCUUUGACUGUUUUGUUCAGCUUGCUUGUACACAUUUUUAUCUCUCAAGCCAUCUCCCCCAUUCUUGCCACUCCUUACAUUUUUCUGUUGUGAAACAGGGCACAACACAUUCCAUUAUUCACAUCAUAGACUUGACAUGAUAGUAUAUUUACAUUAGUAUCUGAUAGCAGGCUAUUUCAGACUGUCUCAUUAAGUUAAUAACUUGUUUCUAUCUGGUAUUAUCUUGCAUUCACACUCUCAGUACUGGAGUUACUCUUUCACCUUUACUAUAUGGGCACUAAUAAAUAUACAGUGAAUGAAA